AUGGACCAAGCAACAACCCUGCUCUUUUUGGAUUAUUAUGAUGCUACAAGCCCAAACCCCGAUAUCAUGAUGGAAACCCACUCCCAUGUUCCCUACACAUCUGUCUUCCUCCCCAUCUUUUACACAGCUGUGUUCCUAACUGGAGUACUGGGGAACCUCAUCCUCAUGGGUGCCCUGCAUUUCAAACGUGGCAACCGAAGAUUGAUCGACAUCUUUAUCAUCAACCUGGCUGCCUCUGACUUCAUUUUCCUUGUCACACUGCCUCUCUGGGUGGAUAAGGAAGCCUCUCUGGGAGUAUGGAGGACCGGCACUUUCCUCUGCAAAGGCAGCUCCUACGCAAUUUCAGUGAACAUGCACUGCAGCAUCUUCUUGCUCACUUGCAUGAGCCUGGAUCGCUACCUGGCCAUCAUGUGCCCAGCCUUAUCCAGGAGACUAAGGAAGAGAGACUGUGCCUACGGAGUCUGCGCCAGCGUCUGGCUCAUCUCCUGCCUUUUGGGACUGCCCACUCUCCUGUCCAGGGAGCUCAUUCACAUGGAAGGUAAGCCAUAUUGCGCAGAGAAGAAGGCCACGUCACUAAAACUGGUAUGGGCUCUGGUAGCGCUAAUUGUCACCUUUUUUAUUCCCCUGCUGAGCAUUGUGACCUGCUACUGUUGCAUCACAAGGAGGCUGUGUGCUCAUUACCAGCAGUCAGGAAAACAUAACAAAAAGCUGAGGAAAUCCAUAAAGAUCGUCUUGAUUGUAGUGGCCGCCUUUGUCUUCUCCUGGUUGCCCUUUAAUACUUUCAAGUUUCUGGCCAUUGUUUCAGGGUUGCAGUCAGAAUUCCAGUUUUCCUCCACGACUUUUCAGCUGGGCAUGGAGGUGAGUGGGCCCUUGGCAUUUGCCAACAGCUGUGUCAACCCUCUAAUUUACUAUGCCUUCGACAGCUAUAUUCGCAGGGCCAUUGUAUGCUGGCUGUGCCCUUGCCUGAAGAACUAUGACUUUGGAAGUAGCACUGAGACAUCGGACAGUCACCUCUCUAAGGCUCUUUCCAAUUUCAUUCAUGCAGAAGAUUUUGUCAGGCGGAGGAAGAGGUCUGUGUCACUCUAA
Messenger RNA from Nannospalax galili (Upper Galilee mountains blind mole rat), 1086 nucleotides. RefSeq names its product G protein-coupled receptor 15 (gene Gpr15). Lineage: Eukaryota; Metazoa; Chordata; Mammalia; Rodentia; Spalacidae. The transcript has a single exon. Gene Ontology annotation, molecular function: G protein-coupled receptor activity. Gene Ontology annotation, biological process: immune response; G protein-coupled receptor signaling pathway. The record is from RefSeq and is a predicted model, not a curated record. The coding region runs from base 1 to 1086 and encodes 361 amino acids. Gene Ontology annotation, cellular component: membrane.